AUGGGACAGAAGAGCUGGCAGGGGGGGGUUGGAGGCUUGGGGGGAGGCUUGAGGGAGGGGGGACAGUUAAUUACCCGACAUCUCCUCUGCCCAUCAGUCUGCUCCCCUCCGGCCCCUGGACCAGCGGUGUCCAUGGUUCCUCUGCCCAUCAGUCUGCUCCCCUCCGGCCCCUGGACCAGCGGUGUCCAUGGUUCCUCUGCCCAUCAGUCUGCUCCCCUCCAGCCCCGGGACCAGCGGUGUCCAUGGUUUCUAGCUCAGUCUGCUCCCCUCCAGCCCCGGGACCAGCGGUGUCCAUGGUUCCUCUGCCCCUCAGUCUGCUCCCCUCCGGCCCCUGGACCAGCAGUGUCCAUGGUUCCUCUGCCCAUCAGUCUGCUCCCCUCCGGCCCCUGGACCAGCGGUGUCCAUGGUUCCUCUGCCCAUCAGUCUGCUCCCCUCCGGCCCCUGGACCAGCGGUGUCCAUGGUUCCUCUGCCCAUCAGUCUGCUCCCCUCCGGCCCCUGGACCAGCGGUGUCCAUGGUUCCUCUGCCCCUCAGUCUGCUCCCCUCCGGCCCUGGGACCAGCGGUGUCCAUGGUUCCUCUGCCCCUCAGUCUGCUCCCCUCCGGCCCCUGGACCAGCGGUGUCCAUGGUUCCUCUGCCCCUCAGUCUGCUCCCCUCCGGCCCCUGGACCAGCGGUGUCCAUGGUUCCUCUGCCCCUCAGUCUGCUCCCCUCCGGCCCUGGGACCAGCGGUGGUCAUGGUUCCUCUGCCCCUGAGUCUGCUCCCCUCCAGCCCCGGGACCAGCAGUGUCCAUGGUUCCUCUGCCCAUCAGUCUGCUCCCCUCCGGCCCCGGGACCAGCAGUGUCCAUGGUUCCUCUGCCCAUCAGUCUGCUCCCCUCCGGCCCCUGGACCAGCGGUGUCCAUGGUUCCUCUGCCCAUCAGUCUGCUCCCCUCCGGCCCCUGGACCAGCGGUGUCCAUGGUUCCUCUGCCCCUCAGUCUGCUCCCCUCCGGCCCUGGGACCAGCGGUGUCCAUGGUUCCUCUGCCCCUCAGUCUGCUCCCCUCCGGCCCCUGGACCAGCGGUGUCCAUGGUUCCUCUGCCCAUCAGUCUGCUCCCCUCCGGCCCCUGGACCAGCGGUGUCCAUGGUUCCUCUGCCCCUCAGUCUGCUCCCCUCCGGCCCUGGGACCAGCGGUGUCCAUGGUUCCUCUGCCCCUCAGUCUGCUCCCCUCCGGCCCCUGGACCAGCGGUGUCCAUGGUUCCUCUGCCCCUCAGUCUGCUCCCCUCCGGCCCCUGGACCAGCGGUGUCCAUGGUUCCUCUGCCCCUCAGUCUGCUCCCCUCCGGCCCUGGGACCAGCGGUGGUCAUGGUUCCUCUGCCCCUGAGUCUGCUCCCCUCCAGCCCCGGGACCAGCAGUGUCCAUGGUUCCUCUGCCCAUCAGUCUGCUCCCCUCCGGCCCCGGGACCAGCAGUGUCCAUGGUUCCUCUGCCCAUCAGUCUGCUCCCCUCCGGCCCCUGGACCAGCGGUGUCCAUGGUUCCUCUGCCCAUCAGUCUGCUCCCCUCCGGCCCCUGGACCAGCGGUGUCCAUGGUUCCUCUGCCCCUCAGUCUGCUCCCCUCCGGCCCUGGGACCAGCGGUGUCCAUGGUUCCUCUGCCCCUCAGUCUGCUCCCCUCCGGCCCCUGGACCAGCGGUGUCCAUGGUUCCUCUGCCCAUCAGUCUGCUCCCCUCCGGCCCCUGGACCAGCGGUGUCCAUGGUUCCUCUGCCCCUCAGUCUGCUCCCCUCCGGCCCUGGGACCAGCGGUGUCCAUGGUUCCUCUGCCCCUCAGUCUGCUCCCCUCCGGCCCCUGGACCAGCGGUGUCCAUGGUUCCUCUGCCCCUCAGUCUGCUCCCCUCCGGCCCCUGGACCAGCGGUGUCCAUGGUUCCUCUGCCCCUCAGUCUGCUCCCCUCCGGCCCUGGGACCAGCGGUGGUCAUGGUUCCUCUGCCCCUGA
Messenger RNA from Knipowitschia caucasica, 1962 nucleotides. The record is from the annotation of a GenBank genome assembly. Lineage: Eukaryota; Metazoa; Chordata; Actinopteri; Gobiiformes; Gobiidae.